Molecule: messenger RNA, 1041 nt
Organism: Olea europaea var. sylvestris
Lineage: Eukaryota; Viridiplantae; Streptophyta; Magnoliopsida; Lamiales; Oleaceae
Exons: 3
Coding region: 1-1041 (346 amino acids)
Biological process (GO): proteolysis
Molecular function (GO): aspartic-type endopeptidase activity
Source: RefSeq, a predicted model, not a curated record
AUGGAAGCAAUAACAAAGAAGCUUGAUACUUUAACUCAAUCUAUGCACAUGGUACAACAUCCAUCUCCGGUAUGCACAGGUUGUGGGGCAGAUCACAUCACUUCAAGCUGCCCUUUGGCUUCUACUCACAUGGGUCAGUCAGCAGAGGUUAGUUAUGCGCAAAACUAUCAGAGGCAAAAUGGAUCUUACCCAUACAACUACCAUUCGAGUUUGAACAAGCAUCCUAACUAUUCGUGGGUGGAUAAUCCAGAUCAAAAUCAACAGGCUUUCAUACAUAACCUAGAAAAUCAAGUGGGACAGAUAGCAACUGCAUUAGCCAACAAACCACAGGGUACCUUGCCGAAUGACACAGAGAAGAACCCACGGGAACAGGUAUUAGUAGCUGAGGCAGUAAAUUAUGCAACUAUUGAGCUCCCAUCUACCACAUCCACCACCCCUGUCAAAGCUUAUGUGCCACCCAUUCCAUUUCCUCAAAGACUUCAACGCCAGCCAACAGCAGAGCAGAUUUUGAAGGAGAUGCUAGCUAAAAAGAGGAAGAUGCCCGAGCAUGAAACAAUAACACUACCUGAAGAGUGCAGCGUGACCAUCCAGCAUAGGAUCACUCCCAAACUUAAAGAUCCAGGGGGUUUCACUCUACCUUGCUCCAUAGGAAACUUACAAGGUUUUAAAUUUUUAAUUGAUUCAGGAGCAAGUAUUAACUUAAUUCCUUUACCUCUUUACAGGAAAUUAGGAUUGAGAGAUCCUAAGGCGGCUUCUAUCAUCCUUCAGCUGGUGGACCGAACAUUGAAACAUCCCUAUGGAAUAGUCGAGGACAUGCUCAUCAAGACGGGAAAAUUUAUUUUUCCAGUUGACUUUAUCAUUCUAGACAUAAAAGAAGCAUCUCAAAUUCCAAUAAUACUAGGAAGGCCAUUCCUGUCAACAAGUUGGGCAUUACUUGAUUUUGAUACCAACGAGAUAGUCCUGAGGGUGGAGGAUAAGCAACAAAGCUUCACCAUGCAGAAUCCAAUCAAGCAACCAUCAUAUUUUGAGGAUUGCCAAUGA